Tachysurus vachellii is the source of this 1241-nucleotide messenger RNA. RefSeq names its product transmembrane protein 255B. The record is from RefSeq and is a predicted model, not a curated record. The coding region runs from base 201 to 1241 and encodes 346 amino acids. The transcript is spliced from 9 exons. Lineage: Eukaryota; Metazoa; Chordata; Actinopteri; Siluriformes; Bagridae.
AACAGUAACACACGUUCGGGGUCUGUGAACGCACCCCGAGCAUCAGUUAAUCAGCAGCUCACCUGUGAGACUCUGCUUUAGCUCUCACACCAGCCUCUGCUUCUUCUUCCUAAAACUCGUUACCCAGCUAAUAAAAUAAGUAGAAUUGAAACCUUUUGUUUUAGAAUUUCACCUCUUUUGCUUGUUAAAACAGCUGAAAUAUGCAGCAGCCUUCAGGAGCACAGAGCACAGAGUCAGAUCCUUCAGAUCAGUACUCAAAGAGACGCUGCACAGCGAUGUGGUGCACCGCAGCUUUACACGCUCUGUCCGUCAUCAUCCUGCUGAUCGGCCUCAUGGCUGCUACCCGUACUGGAAAUGUGGCGGUGGCUGGUUACUACUCAGGCAUCAUACUGAGCUUUGGAACGUUCUUGGGCAUCGUUGGGCUCAAUGUGGUGGAGAACCGAAGACCUAUGUUGGUUGCCUCCAUCAUUUUCAUCAGCCUGGGUGUGAUCUCCUGUUUCUUUUGCUCCAUCGUGGACGGCAUCGUCGCCGCCGAGUAUAUAGACCGAAGACCGCUAAUGGAAGGAAGGUGCGAGUUUUAUGCCAGCAGCUCAGGCUAUGCGUAUGACAACUACUACAGCGAGGUUACGUGUCAGAACUAUAACCAAGACUGCAAGCUCAAGGUGAAGACCAACACCUGUUACUGCUGUGAUUUAUACAGCUGUGAGAGCCCAGGAUACAACGCACAUUACUAUGAGUUCACGGGCGUGAGUAGCUGCUGGGACGUGGUGCACCUGCACAGGCUGCUGUGGUCCGACGUGGUGCUCAACGUGCUAGGAGUUUUCCUGGGCAUCAUCACUGCUGCCAUACUGGGAGCCUUCAAGGACCUGGUUCCAGCCGUUCAGUCACAGGCGUCUCCGCGGCCCGCUCCUCCACCGCACAUCCUCUAUAAUCCCACACAGCAUGUGGUCACUUAUGCAGGAUUCUGCCCAUCUGGACAAACCCUGCCUGCUUACCCCAAUUAUCCAGUGCCCCUGCAGCACCUCAACAAUUACCCAGCAGCCAGUCCUUCUCAGCCCAGCCCCGAGGUGCCCAUGUCUCCAUCAGAAGAGAGCCAGUCUCAGCCCAGCAAUAGCAACCCCGCAGCUCCAUCCCAGUCCAGCUGUCCAGACACCUCAGCCUACAUGCUCACUCCAAAUGCACCCUCGCUCUAUCCACACUCGUUAGGGCCCUUUGAAAAGCCUCCACCCUACGCAUGCUGA